Messenger RNA from Alnus glutinosa, 738 nucleotides. Its product is annotated as glyoxylase I 4. Lineage: Eukaryota; Viridiplantae; Streptophyta; Magnoliopsida; Fagales; Betulaceae. The record is from RefSeq and is a predicted model, not a curated record. Bases 72 to 503 code for a protein of 143 amino acids. The transcript has 4 exons.
AAACUCCCAUUUCCACAGCCAAGUCACAAGUGGUGGUGGAGGAAGCACCGAAACAAAUAAUAGAGUAGAAAAUGGCAGCAUCAGCGGUCAAAGGAGUGUCCCUCAACCACAUAUCCAGAGAAUCCUCAGACAUCAGGCGUCUCGCCAACUUCUACAAAGAGAUUUUUGGGUUUGAGGAGAUAGAGAGCCCCAACUUCUUGGAGUUUAAGGUCAUCUGGUUGAAUCUGGCUUCAGCUUUCCAACUCCACCUCAUCGAGAGGAACCCCAGCACGAAGCUUCCCGAAGGUCCCUGGAGCGCCACGUCACCCGUUGCUGACCCCAGCCAUCUCCCCAGAGGUCACCAUAUCUGCUUCUCCGUCUCCAAUUUCGAUUCUUUUGUGCGAACUCUCGAGGAAAAGGGAAUUCAGACUUUUGAGAGGUCCCUCCCUGAUGGGAAGGUUAGGCAAAUCUUCUUCUUUGAUCCCGAUGGGAAUGGAUUGGAGGUUGCGGCUCCAAAGGAAUGAAUAUAACGGCUCCACAAUAAGCUGCAGUGAAAAUUCAGGUGCACGCAAUUAUUAGUUACCUUAAUGGUUGUGUAAUUAUGAUAUUGGAUAUGUGUCUCUAUUUAUUUCCUUAGCUUUUCUUCAAAAGCAUCCAUUGGUAUCUUAGCAUGGCCAAUAUAUAUCAAGUACCUGAUUCAUGUGUUGUUGAAAGGCUGUAAUAAUCGUAAUAUGAAGCAGUCAUGGAGCAUGUUAGCCA